AUUUAGAUGGCUGUAAUAUCAAAGACACCUUGACAGCCUUUGAUAUGUCAUAAAGGAAAACAGGGAACGAAGAAGAGGAAGAAGACACAGCAGAUGGACAUAUAAUUGGAUCAGAGACUUUAUAUUUGAUAUAUUUAUUCAGCGUCAUGUCUGAGCUGCUGAAAGACAAACCUCAGAAACGAGAGAAGAGGACGCUGAAGGCUCCCUCAGAGGCAAGUCAUGGAGUCAAAUGCAAGGAAACCACUGGCAGGACUAAGGACUCCGUGAGUAUUGAGUCAUCCAUUGAUGAAUUUGGACACCACGAUGACGCUCGGAAGGUUGUGAAAAUGGAGAACACCUACCAGACGGGACCUUCUAAACGCUUCCCUGUCCGUGCUGUCACAGACAUACUGAAGGACGUACUCACCACUCACCUCCAAGAAGAGAGAUAUGAAGUGGAGUGGUCCCAAAAAAUGACCAAAACAAUAUCUGAGGUGAUACGAGCCCGUGUGAAGGAUCUCAUGAUUCCCAGAUAUAAGGUGGUCGUCCUGGUCCACAUCGGCCAGCUCACUGGGCAGGGCAUGCAAAUCAGCAGCCGCUGUCUGUGGGAUACAGCCAACGACACCUUUGUCAGCUAUUCUUUCAAGAACAGCUCUCUGUUUGGAAUGGCAACUGUCUUUGCUGUUUACUUUGAAUAAAUCCCUGAAUCUCCACUCACCCCUACCGUUCCUGGCAGAGGCCGUCCACACCGAGCCUGGUUCUGCUGGAGGUUUCAUCCAAAUGGAAGUUUUUCCUCCACGCUGUUGCUCAUUCUUGCUCGGUGUGGAACAAGGUGGAUUUAGUCUUUCCCAAGAUCUUGGACUUUUGUG
Paralichthys olivaceus (Japanese flounder) is the source of this 848-nucleotide messenger RNA. Its product is annotated as dynein light chain Tctex-type 5-B-like. The record is from RefSeq and is a predicted model, not a curated record. Gene Ontology annotation, cellular component: cytoplasm; cytoplasmic dynein complex. Gene Ontology annotation, biological process: microtubule-based movement. Gene Ontology annotation, molecular function: dynein intermediate chain binding. Lineage: Eukaryota; Metazoa; Chordata; Actinopteri; Pleuronectiformes; Paralichthyidae.